UAUCCGACGAAUGUGCCACAAGAACCGCCCGUGACAACAAGCAACACCGCACCAGACACAGGAGCUUGCUACAAAAUAACAUCAACAAUCAACAGAGAAACGGUACAACUAUUGCAGAGACUCUCUCUAGUUGAUCUCGACACCGAGGAAGCCCUACGAACUCUCCACGAUUCCAUUACGUUCGCCUCACGCAUUUUGCCCAUCAACACAGACGGCGUUGAACCGCUGGUGUCGGUGCUAGAAAAGGAACAAUUAAGCCUUCGUGAAGACAUAAUUGACGAUGGCAAUCAGCAAGAACACGUGCUACGAAAUGCGUCCAUUACGGAAGAAGAAUACUUCAUUGCUCCACCAGGCAAUAUCCCACUAGAAUGGCAACCAAACAGAAACGAGCCGUGAA
Messenger RNA from Anopheles bellator, 397 nucleotides. Its product is annotated as glutamyl-tRNA(Gln) amidotransferase subunit C, mitochondrial-like. Gene Ontology annotation, molecular function: glutaminyl-tRNA synthase (glutamine-hydrolyzing) activity. NCBI's taxonomy places the organism in Eukaryota, Metazoa, Arthropoda, Insecta, Diptera, Culicidae. The record is from RefSeq and is a predicted model, not a curated record. The annotation marks the transcript as partial. Gene Ontology annotation, biological process: regulation of translational fidelity; glutaminyl-tRNAGln biosynthesis via transamidation; mitochondrial translation. The transcript is spliced from 2 exons. Gene Ontology annotation, cellular component: mitochondrion; glutamyl-tRNA(Gln) amidotransferase complex.